AUGCCCCAAACUUUCUCAUAUGCCGUGAAUCUAUCAGUGGAAAAAGUGAUGAUUAGUGCUUCCUUGAUUUGGGCUGCUUCUGAUUUCUCAUCCUUGACGUUCACUUCGAUCAUGGCUUUAGCUGUUUGUGAGAGCUUACCACGUCUAACCAGUGCGUUGCGAGCUUUCUCAAAUGUGAGUGCAACAGAAGUGUUAUCAGAAGGAAGGAAUGAGUUGUGUGCAAAACGUAUGCACAAAACUGAAGAUCAGCGGAAAAAUGGAGAAACUUGGUCCAAAUUGGUUGCUUUGAUUGAGGCAAAAGCUACUGCUGACAAACCUGAACUAGAAAAAGCUUACAAAGAACUGUUUCAAAGAGCUAAGGAAAUUGUUGGCCAGGAAGCAAGUAUAGAAACAGUUGAAAGUGCAGCUUAUUUCUUGUUUCAAGUGUUUCUUGGAGUGGAAAUGGUUGGGCAUGCUGAAACCAUAAAAUUACAGAAAAAAGUAGAUACUGGAUCUCGUCCCACUUAUGGCUGUCAAGUCACAAUUCAGAUGGCUCUUCCUGUUGGAUUUGAGCGCACUGAUAAUAAAUUAUAUGAAGAAGUUCACUUACCUCCAAAUGAGAAAUCAACUUUGUCUCUCAGCUUUAAGCUCGUACCAAUCUCAGAAUUUGAUGAGAUUGUAUAUAUUGCUCCAAUGAAAGCUCUGGCUGCUGAAAUGGUGAGGAAUUUUAGCAAACGUCUUGAAGCCCUUGGCAUCAUUGUACGAGAAUUGACUGGAGAUAUGCAGCUAACUAAGCAAGAAAUUGCAACUACACAGGUAGAGGCUACCCAGAGUAUGAUACGAAUUGUAGGUCUAUCAGCCACUCUACCAAAUUAUUUGGAUGUAGCAAGGUUUCUCAGAGUCAAUGUAAGCCUUGGCCUUUUCUUUUUUGAUGGGAGAUUCCGGCCUGUACCUCUUGGUCAGACAUUUAUUGGUAUUAAAACCACUUCAAAGAUGCAGCAGUUACAAGAUUUCAACACUGUUUGUUAUGAGAAGGUUCUAGAUCAAGUUCGAAAAGGCUAUCAAGUGAUGGUGUUUGUUCAUGCUCGAAAUGAGACUGUUCGUACUGCAAUGGUUUUGCGAGAAAUGGCCAAGAACAAAGACCACAUUCAUUCUUUUGCUCCACAAGGGAAAAACUUGGGGAUUGCUCAAAAAGCUAUUGCUCUUGGAACUGUCAGCACUGUUGAGGAAGCUGUCAAAUGGCUCAGCUAUACUUACCUUUUUGUAAGAAUGAAAUGCAACCCAAUGGUCUAUGGAAUUGGUUACAACACUCUUGAGGCAAAUCCCAACUUGUACCUUCAUCGCAAGAAAUUGAUAUUUGAAGCUGGCCGUCAUCUUGAUAAAGCUCACAUGAUCCGAUUCAAUGAACCAACAGAAGGAUUUUCUUCCACUGACCUAGGUCGAAUAGCCAGCCAUUUUUAUAUCAAAUAUGCUACAAUUGAGAAUGGAGCCCGAAUUGUACGUGCUCUAUUUCAAAUUGCUCUUCGAAAGGGUUGGCCAAUCAUGGCCAGCCGGUUGCUGACCCUCAGCAAGACAGUGGAUAAACGACAAUGGGAAUUUGAAAGUCCUCUGAGACAGUUUCAACAUUGCCUUUCUUUUGAAGUUGUAAAUAAAAUAGAAAAAGCCAACCUCACUUUGGAAAAGAUGAGAGAGAUGACUUAUCAGGAAAUCGGCCAUAUGGUUCGCCAUGUUAAAAUGGGUUCUGUGAUUAAAAGAUGUGUUCAUCAGAUUCCUCAUUUGGAACUGGACGCUACAAUCCAGCCAAUCACUCGCACAGUUCUUCGAGUGAGAUUGGCUAUAACUGCUGAUUUCCACUGGGAUGAUAAGGUUGUGAGAGAAGAACCUCAGAUGAUGGUGUUUACUAUUCCAAUAUUUGAACCACUUCCAAGUCAAUAUUAUGUGAAAGUAGUUUCUGAUCGUUGGAUUGGUUCUACAAAUGUCUUCCCAAUAUCAUUCCAGCAUCUCAUUCUACCUGAAAAACAUCCUCCACACACAACCCUCUUGGAUUUACAGCCACUACCAAAGACUGCUUUAAAAAAUAAAGAUCUGGAAGAUUUGUACUCAUUCACUCAUUUCAAUCCAGUCCAAACGCAAAUAUUUCAUGCUGUGUACCAUGCGGACUGCAACAUUCUUUUAGGGGCUCCAACAGGAUCAGGCAAAACAGUUGCUGCUGAAUUGGCCAUUUUUAGAGUUUUCCAGAAUUAUCCAAAUGCUAAGGCAGUUUACAUUGCCCCAUUAAAAGCUUUAGUUCGAGAAAGAAUGAUUGACUGGAGAGUAAGGUUGGAACAAAAACUUGGAAAAAAAAUUGUUGAACUGACUGGAGACUUCACACCUGACGUGAAAGCCAUUGCCAAUGCAGAUUUGAUUGUUACAACCCCUGAAAAAUGGGAUGGUGUCAGCCGAAGCUGGCAAACCCGAAGUUAUGUUAAACAAGUUGCAUUAUUGGUCAUUGAUGAGAUUCACCUUUUGGGGGAUGAACGUGGUCCUGUUCUGGAGGUGAUUGUUUCUCGAACCAAUUUCAUUUCAUCUCAUACAGAGAAAAAUGUUCGCAUUGUUGGUCUGUCAACUGCCCUUGCCAAUGCCCGUGAUCUUGCUGACUGGCUGAAUAUCACAGAAAUGGGUCUUUACAAUUUUCGACCUUCUGUACGACCUGUCCCCCUUGAAGUCCAUGUUUCUGGAUUUCCUGGUCAACAUUACUGUCCAAGGAUGGUUUUAUGA
Messenger RNA from Acanthosepion pharaonis, 2736 nucleotides. Lineage: Eukaryota; Metazoa; Mollusca; Cephalopoda; Sepiida; Sepiidae. The record is from the annotation of a GenBank genome assembly.